This is a messenger RNA of Amaranthus tricolor (Joseph's coat), 3093 nucleotides long. RefSeq lists its product as uncharacterized. The coding region runs from base 1 to 3093 and encodes 1030 amino acids. The record is from RefSeq and is a predicted model, not a curated record. The transcript has 12 exons. Gene Ontology annotation, biological process: DNA integration. Gene Ontology annotation, molecular function: nucleic acid binding. Lineage: Eukaryota; Viridiplantae; Streptophyta; Magnoliopsida; Caryophyllales; Amaranthaceae.
AUGCCUCCAUUUUCUAGGAAGAGAUUGUCUCGAAGUGACGCUAACCGUACGUUAAGAAAUCUGGCGAAAGCGUUGACAAAUGUAAAUGCACCCCGAGAGAAGUCCUUGUCAGAGUUAGCCUCAGAAAUGAGCAAAAGGAUUAGCCAGAGUAAACCCUCGACUUUCGAUGGUAAGGGAGAACCAUCGGAACUGGAACUUUGGUUAAGAGAAUUUGACAAACUUUUCGAUGUAGUAGAGUGCCCAGAGGAAUUAAAGGUCAAUCAAGCUGCCUUUUAUUUGGUAGGGGAAGCCGAUUACUGGUGGGCAAACAGUAGAUCUGGGUUGUUAGAGCAAACUGAGGGGGACUUUGGUUGGGAUUUGUUCAAGAGGGCUCUGCGAGAGAAAUUUUAUCCGCUGCAUGUUAGGAAGGAUAAGUCGAACGAGUUUGCGCGGUUGGAGAUGGGCAGUAUGACGGUAGACGAUUAUUAUCACAAAUUUAUGGAAUACCUCAAGUAUUGCCCUGAUGAUGUACCCACCGAGGAGAAAAAAAUGCAACGCUUUGAGCUAGGUUUGUCUUUCGAUAUACAAAAGCAUAUUGAGAGUGACCGAUAUAACACACUGGAGCAGAUGGAGGCGGGUCUAAUUCGAAUUCAGGAAUUAGGAACAACGCGAAGUUUGCUAAGCCAUUAUUGGAUUGAGAUGGCAAUGAGAGGAGGUAUUUUUGGGCAUAGAGAGUUUGAAUGCUACCUUAAGAAAGGGAGUGGAGGUCAACAUCCGAGUGGCCAGAACCGACAUCAAAAUUUAAACAACGCUGGUAGUCAAGCCAGUCAACAGCACGGGAAUGGAAAUCGUGGCAAUGCUGGUCAGAGGUUCCAACGACCUUUUUAUGGCGGGCAAGGCCGAGUAGAUGGGAAUCGAGUAGAAGGGUCAGAGAUGCAGCGCGGGGGAAAUCACGUGGGAGGCAAUAAUGUACAGCCCGCGAGUGGAAGGGUAUCUGCGGUCAAUGCGAGAGAAAUUGACCAGGCAGCAGAUGUGGUUACAGGUACGUUCACCAUCCAUUCUAUAGCUGUGAAUGUAUUGUUUGAUUCGGGAGCUACAUGCUCAUUUCUUGCGAAGGGUAAGGUAAACGAGUUGAAUUUGGGAACCUUUGAAAAAGUUUCUUAUACGGUGGCUGUACCAUCGGGGAAAUUGUACAGUUGUGAAAAAUUGUAUAGGGAUGUACCCUUAAGGAUAGGGAAGGUAGUCUUUCCUAGCGACUUAGAGCAGCGAGUUUUACUGGAAGGACCACGUGGAGAAAGUGUUAGAUAUAGGAAGUUUCCCAAGGGACCCAGGACGAACUUGGUGUCGACCUUAGAGUUGCAGAGGCUUGUGAGGCAAGGACACCCUUUGUAUUUAUGUCAUAUCAGUCAGGGGGAUAAGGAAGAAGGAAAUCCCCAGGAUAUUGCUGUGGAGAUGGAGGAGUUGAAGUCUCAACUGGAAGAAUUGUUGGGUAAAGGUUAUAUUCGACCUAGUACUUCACCUUGGGGCGCUCCAGUUCUGUAUUUCGGUGGACCCGGUAAAAGUGGAGGCAGUUCGAAGUUGGCCGACACCGAAGAACGUCACCGAGGUACGAAGUUUCUUAGGUUUGGCCGGGCCUUCAUGACUUUGAAGGAAAGAUUAACUACGGCUCCUGACCGUAAGGUAAUUGCUUAUGCAUCUCGACAGCUGAAGGUACAUGAAGUUAAUUAUCCCACCCAUGAUCUGGAAUUAGCCGCUAUAGUUUUCGCUCUCAAGAUAUGGCGGCAUUACUUAUAUGGUGUUAAGUGUAGGAUUUACACUGAUCACCAGAGUCUGAAAUACCUCUAUACCCAACCUGACUUAAAUAUGCGACAACGUCGGUGGUUAGAGUUGAUGACAGAUUAUGACCUGGAGUUCUUUUAUCACGAAGGCCGAGCGAAUUUGGUGGCCGAUGCUUUGAGUAGGAAGUCUAGUCACUCGCUGUCUGCCCUGGACGGAGUUGAAGAGUUGCAUCGGGAUUUUGCUAGACUGAACUUGGAAAUAGUACGUAAAGGUGAAUUACAAGGGUGUUUGAAUGCCUUGGCUAUUCGACCUUCGUUCUUUGAGGAAAUUUUGAGUUCUCAAGAUAAAGACCCGAAACUCUUGAAAUUAAAGAACCAAGCACGAGAAGGAACAGCAGAGGGAUUCCUUGUCCAUGAAGAUGGAAGCUUGAGGUUCAAGGGUCGUUGGUGUUUACCGACAGGGGAGGAGUCUUUGAAGGAGCGUAUCCUGGAUGAAGCCCAUUGUACGAAAUUUUCAAAGGUGAAAAGUGAGCACAAGAGACCAGGAGGGUUAUUACAACCGUUAGAGAUACCAGUGUGGAAGUGGGAUGAUAUCUCUAUGGAUUUUGUUGUGGGUUUACCUCGAACGAAAUCGGGUAAUGAUGCACUAUGGGUUAUAGUUGAUCGUUUGACUAAGUCGGCACGUUUCAUCCCUAUGAACUGUCGCUGGGAAAUGGAUCAAUUGGCACGAGCCUAUAUUAAGUAUGUCGUUCGAUUCCACGGUGUACCCCGUACUAUAGUGUCAGAUAGAGACACACGAUACCUGUCACAGUUUUGGCAAACCUUGCAGCGGGCAUUGGGUACAACAUUGCUCCAUAGUACGUCGUUUCAUCCGCAGACGGAUGGACAGACAGAACGAACGAAUCAGAUACUGGAGGAUAUGUUGCGCGCAAUUGCCAUGGAGUGGCAAGGUCCGGUUUAUUGGGACGAUUUUACGGAAGCAGUGAUCUUAGGACCUGAAUUGUUGUUUCAAAUGAAAGAGAAGGUACGAUUGAUAAGGGAUCGGUUGAAAGCAGCACAGGAUCGCCAAAAGUCGUAUGCUGAUUUGAAACGACGGCCGGAGGAGUUCACCGUAGGAGAACAGGUGGCUUAUCGGUUAGCUCUUCCGAACUCUUUAGAGAAGGUACAUGAUGUAUUCCAUGUGUCCCAACUAAAGCGGUAUCAUGCCGCAGCCACUCAUGUAUUGGAUCCCGAACCUUUGGAUUUGGAUGCAUCUUUGUCAUACCCGGAGCAACCGAUUCGAAUCUUGGACAAGAAGGUCCGUAGCACUCGACGGAAGGAUAUAGUUAUGGUUUAA